GUAAAAGGCAAAGUAGUCUGGAAGCCUGACCACUGAGCUGACUGGUUUCUGUAAGGAAGCUGGGUGAAUGAUGAUUUGAGACUCUAGCUAAGCGGGGUAUGGGUGGGAUUAAUUCACAGAAGUUUAGGGCUGGAAGGGACCUCAUGAGAUCUUUGGGUCCAGCUCCCCCCAUGAUCCGAGUUAUCAUCUCAUUAGUAACACUUCUGCAAGGUUUGAGGGUGGGUAAGAAGAUGUAUGUAGAAGUCCUGCUUUGUCCAGGUGAAAGGGGGGAUAGGAUUGCUUGGGGAAGUUGUGGGCUCAAGAAUACAAGUGUCUUUAAACUUACAUAUUAAAAAAUCCCUUAUUUACGGAGUAUUUAUUGACACUUGUAACUCCUAAGUUAAAGCCCUUUGGAAGGUAUCAAUGUGACUGGAUCCUUCAAGGAUUAGAAGGAAAUGACCAUACUGACUUCCAGUAUAAUGUAUGGUGAUAGAGCAACUGAGUUUUAAGACCUACUGGGUGAUGCUUCUGCUGUUCUUCAUAAUUCAGCUGUUCUGAGGUUGAGGGGCUGUGUUUGGCUAAAGGCAGAUUCAAACUGAAAACAUGAUGAAGGCAGUCAAACAAAUGGUUUUGGUGUUGGCUAUGACCUUUUAGAGCAAAUAAGCCAUCAAGAAUAGUGCUUUAUCUGUCAGGUUGUAGGAACAGUGAUGUAGGCCUUUGCUCGGAAGAGAAGAUAUUGUUCUUAAAAGUGUGCUUACUUUAACCCUUUCCUUGCUGGCUACUAAAGUCCAGUGAAGAAUUCCCUGGAGUACAUUGGCAAGAGAUGCACUAUUUGACAUAUAGACCACACAAUAGUUAAGUCCAAUCUUUAAAUUGGUGUGAAGGUUAUACUUUGAGAUCUUAAUUUGACAGAAAUCCUUGGGACCCAAGCAUGUCCCUGCCUGUCUUAUUAAUAUAUGUUUACAUUUAUAGCUGAAGACUCAGUCUGUUUACCACUGCCAGCAGCCUCAGUCAUUUUUAAGCCAAGAGUCCCACCAAGCAGUCCUCUCCCAAGGCAUUUGUACCCAUCUAGAUACUCCCAUUUUUACCAGUAUCUCCCUUGAUAUUCAUCAGGGUUUUUCCAGCACUCCAGUUACCUCUUGUCAGAUGUGGCACUUACUUCAGCAUGGCUUUUGCUAUCAAUGUAGCUGCCAGAGCAUUGGCUAGGUUGGAGCAUACCCAAUGUUGGUGUCAUGUUGAUGUGGCUGCUCAUGUCUGAGGAAAAGUGUCAAGGAAAGAAAAGCUCAGAAGUGAACUGGUGCUUAUUGAGUCUGUCUGGUUUACUUGUAAGGGGCUGAAAAUUGAUACUGCUGCAUGAUCUUUCCCAGGUGCCAGUCUGGCAUUGCAAAGAUAUCUGCAAGAACUAGUGAUGAGAGAACAGUGAAAGGUUUGGCAUUUGGAGAAGCAUCUUAUAUCAUUGGAGACAGCACAACUUCCCUGUACAACAGAACCAUUCUGCCCUUAGCUAUUUUCCUGAAGGGUUCCUCUUGUGUGGCCUCUGACAAAUGGCCUGUAGUACAAACUUCUACAGCCCACUGGAGAGCGUGUUAUCAAGUGCUGCAGCCUGACCUCCACUUAGCUUGCUUUUCUAGCUGCUAUAGAGGACCACGUUUGUGAUGGAGGCUUUGCUGGAGGGAAUGCAAAAGCAAGGACGUGGCAGCAGAGGAUUCUUGACAUCCUGCGAGGCUGAGCUGCAUGAGCUGAUGAAGCAGAUUGACAUCAUGGUGGCUCGCAAGAAAUCUGAGUGGGAAGGACAGGCUCAGGCCCUAGAGGCUUGCUUGGAGGUCCGAGAUCAGGAGCUUUCUUCCACUAGAGCAUUGUUGAAUGAAAAGCACAAAGAGGUUGGGAUGUUGUGCCAGCAGUUGGAAGGCAUGGAGAAGGCUAAGCAGGACAUGGCUGUUGAGUAUGAACAACAGUUGAAGACAUUUCAAGAGGAGCUAGCCAGACUGAAAAGAAGCUAUGAAAAGCUGCAGAAGAAACAGCUGAAAGAAGCAAGGGAGAAUGCCAAGAGCCAAGGGCAUGCGCAGGACCAAUCUGAAGUGACCAGACUGACCAAGAAGAUAGAGGAGUUCCGUCAGAAGUCGCUAGAUUGGGAGAAACAGCGUUUGCUUUACCAACAGCAGGUUGCAUCACUAGAGGCGCAGAGGAAGGCUUUGGCUGAGCAGUCCGAGCUCAUUCAGCAGACUCAGCUCAGCAACCGGAAGCAGCUGCUGGAAUCUGUGGAGCUGGCCAGCCAGUCAGAAAUCCAGCAUUUAACCAGCCAGCUGCAGAGGGCCAAUGACACCAUCUGUGCCAAUGAGCUGGAGGUGGAGAGGCUUAACAUGAGAGUGGAUGAUCUGACUGAAACCAAUCAGAAGAUUCUGGAGGAGGAGCAAAGAGUCGAGGAGGAGCUGAGACGCUCCAAGAAAAUGCUGGAGGUAUUAAAAGAGGAGAAGACAGAGUUGAGAGCCACCCUGCAGUCCCAGGAAGACUUCAUUAGCAGCUCCAAAAUGCAUGAGGAGCAGUUACAGAAGGAACUGGCCAGGGUGACUGAGACUUUGCAUACCAAGGAGCAACUUGUCAGGUCCCUGGAAGACUGCCUGCAUGGGAAGCGGCUGUCUCCUCAGGGAGCAGAACUGGAGCGUGUUCUGCUGCGGUUGGACCUUGCACACAAGAAUGAAGAGCACCUGCAGUCAGAGAUGGCUCGCCUUGAGAGCUGCCUAGGAUCUGCAAAUGAAAGAUGUAUACAACUGAGUGAAGAGUUGACAAAGAGGCUCAAAGAGCUGCGGCAGAUGGAAGAACAGCACUGUCAGUCAAAGGCUGAGAUGAAAAAGCUGAAGGAGCAACUGUCUCGCAUUGAACAAACUCACAACAGUGAGCUAGAAGGGAUGAAAAAGGAGAUCUCCCAACUGACGCAGGAGCUGCACCAGCGUGACAUUGUCAUUGCCUCUGCCAGUGGAUCAACCUCUGACAUGGAGCAGCAGCUGAGGAUGGAGAUUGAAAGAGCAGAAAGGAAAGCAGUGGAGCACAGGGUGAUUUUGGUUCAGCUAGAAACCUUGAGGCUAGAAAACCAUCACCUCUCUGAGAUGCUCAAGAAAGUGGAGUCUGGUGUCUCAGAGGCAAAAGAUAACCCCUUAAGACACCUCCAAGAAAGCUAUGCCAAAGCACUGAAUACAUUAGAGUCUGAGAACCAGCAACUGCAGAGAGACCUUGCAGAAGCUAGAGCUAAGCUGGAGCUUUCCACUCAGGACUCUGAGGACAAGGAUAAGAACGUUGUACAGCAGAUGUCAAAUAAAAGGAUUGAGAUCAAGGAUGUGGAGUGCAGGGGACCUCAGGAGCCGCAGCAUAAAUAUAAGGAAGAAUCAAGAAAAUUGCAGGCCAACUUUGACGAGAGUUCUCAGCACCACAAAGACGAGCUACAGGGUCUGAAAGCCCAGCAUUUGUCAGCUGCAACUGGGACUGCUUCUGCUUCAGCAGGUGGACAAUCCCCCCCGAUUAGCAGGAAUAGCUCCCUGGAAUCUGUGUCUUCUGAUUCUUUGCCAGAUGUAAACAAAGAUUUUACUGAUGAAGCAUCCAGAGAAUCAGUCUCAAGUCGACAGAGAGAAUCUGUGCUUUUGUGCCCCCUGCCUUCAUCUCCUGUUGGCUCAAUAGCUGCAAGAUUUCUGGAAGAGGAAGAACUGAGAUCUCAACAUAUCUUGGAUCGCUUAGAUGCUCACAUUGAGGAACUGAAAAAAGAGAGUGAAAGGACAGUGAAACAGUUUGCACACCAGGAAUAACAUUUCUUCAAGGUCUGUGGACUUGAACACUGGUUUAAUUAAAUGACAUCAGUCUGUGAAAGAGAAGGUACCUAUGAAACUAUUAGCCCUUGGAGCUGGAGGGACAGACAUCCCUCCUUCUCCAGGCUGAAUCACAAGUUGUGGAAGCUAAGAAAAUUAUAUUUCUCUGUGGAGCAAAUCUCUCUCACUGGGAAAAUAUUGUGCUAUUGAAACUGCAUCUCUGGUCUGUAAAGCUGUGUCAGUGGACCUUGUCUCAAGUGACUGUAGGCUUCUGCAGCAGAGAUAACUGUGUUUGUGUGCGUGUGCGCGCGCAUGUGUGUGCACGCAUGCAUGACCACAUUCACUAUCAUAGAGAUUUUGAUGGCUGACAGGACUGAACUGUGUAAACUAAUUUAAAAUUAUUUUUAUAUAUGGAAAAAGAACCUCGAAUAAAAUAAAGUAAUAUGGGAAAUACUGUGUCCCCUACUUUUCC
Gavialis gangeticus (Gharial) is the source of this 4245-nucleotide messenger RNA. It is a transcript of the gene CEP63, whose product is annotated as centrosomal protein 63. Gene Ontology annotation, biological process: centriole replication; de novo centriole assembly involved in multi-ciliated epithelial cell differentiation. Bases 1635 to 3773 code for a protein of 712 amino acids. The transcript has 15 exons. NCBI's taxonomy places the organism in Eukaryota, Metazoa, Chordata, Crocodylia, Gavialidae. The record is from RefSeq and is a predicted model, not a curated record. Gene Ontology annotation, cellular component: centriole.